This is a messenger RNA of Microthlaspi erraticum, 1731 nucleotides long. The record is from the annotation of a GenBank genome assembly. Lineage: Eukaryota; Viridiplantae; Streptophyta; Magnoliopsida; Brassicales; Brassicaceae.
AUGGAAGCGCUCGCCCAUUAUAAGAUGGCGUUUCCACAGAUGCACCCGAGCUUCGUCCGCCACGUGAUAGGAUGUGCGGUUCGAGCUCGGGAAGAGGGCGUCUCGUUCGGUGUUCGAGAUCUGAGAAAGCUUUUCUCGGUGAAGAACAACACCAGGCUUCCCGGGUCGUUUUACUCCUCGCCGAGGCCGAAUCGGCGAAUAUUCACGAACACCCCGCAGAGGGAUAGCGGGUGGAGCGACGAGAUGUUCUUCUUCCGGGUCAGCGAGGCCACGAUGGGCGACUUCGACUUUGGUCGAAUCCGAACGGAUUGUAGAUCCAGUACCAACAACCCGGGGAUUGAUUACCUCGUCGAGCGACUCGGAAGGGAAAAGGUGAACUGGAGUACUUUUACUCCGGAACGGAUCCGUCGAGUUCUCAGCUCUCCUCCUGCUCCUCCUCCAGCUGAUCUUCCGGUUAGAUCGGCGCAAGAUUCUAGCUCUGCUUCUUCUGUUCCUCCUCUCUCACGCAGAUCGAAAAUGACCCGUCGUCAGCCUCUCAGAUCCCGGACCGCAAAGGGUGCCAAGGGCCUUCCUCGGGUGGAAGUCGAGUUCGUGCCGGCGAGUCGACGCGACCGCCGAAGGAGAGGUCGUCCUCUCCCGAGUACGGUUCAUGUGAGCUCCGAUCGGACUCGGAGUUCGGAUCAAGGUCACUCGAGGCAGGCGCCGAAGCGAGCUCGGAGUGACGAUGGAGAGACUCGUUCUCGCGAGGGCGGCCCGACUGCCUCGAACGGGAGCGGGGGAAAGCCGCCGUUUUACUGGCAGUACGAGAACUCCAAAGGCUUCCCCGUUCAGGACGACGAGGAGGGAACAGCUCGCAUUCAGCUCCACUUCAAGCCCGUCGGAUGCCGGCUCCCGUCCCUGAACCAGAUGUCUGAGAAGGAGCUCUACAUCGCGACGUGCGCUGCGAGUGGGAGGGCUGUGGCAGCUCGUAACAUGUUGGUGUCCCGCCUGGAGUCGAGGAUCAGAGACGCGCCUCAGCAGAAAGAGCUCGAUCAGGUGAAGGAGCUCGUUGCCAAGUUGACCUCCGAUCUCUCUGCGGCGAACGAGCGGGUAGCUCGUCAGGGUGAGCUCUUGAAGAAACACACCUCGCAGGAGGGUCGUGUGAAAGAGCUCGAGACCAGGGAGGCCGAUCUCUUGCGCCAGCUGUCCCAGAAUCAGGAGCAGAUGGCGGCUUUGCAGAAGGAGAGCUCGAGUGCGCUGACGCAGUCGCUUCGCCUUAGCCGGGAGAACCAGGUACUCGUCGCCGAGAAGGACAACGUAGCUCGCCGUGCCAACCGCGCAGGUCGGAGGGAGAUGGUCGCGAAGCAUCGGGAAGUGCUUGAAUCGGCUAAGGCAAAGUUCGAGGAGAAGAGGGUGGAAGGUGAGAAGGAGGGCGAUCAGAUCGAACUCCAAUCCAACAUCGAUCUCCUUACGUCGCUGAUCUCCGGUGCGAUCAACCAGGAGGAAGAGCUCGCCAGGUUGAAGGGGCUCGAGGAUGAGGUGGCCGAAGCAGCCAAGGCGGCCCAAGUCUCCGAUUUCUCGAUCGGGAAGUUCAACCUUCCCGUGGUUUCGGAGGACUCGGUCGCGCGCAUGGAGAUCGACCCAUCGACGAGCAUCCCGGUUGGCUUGAACCCGUUCGGGACGAAUGCCGAAGAGAAGGGAAGCAACGAGGAGGAAGAGAAGGAAGAUGAAGAGAUGACCGUCGAGGACUGA